Molecule: messenger RNA, 11459 nt
Organism: Oryzias latipes (Japanese medaka)
Lineage: Eukaryota; Metazoa; Chordata; Actinopteri; Beloniformes; Adrianichthyidae
Gene: lama5
Product: laminin, alpha 5
Biological process (GO): axon guidance; cell adhesion; tissue development
Cellular component (GO): basement membrane
Molecular function (GO): signaling receptor binding; extracellular matrix structural constituent
Source: RefSeq, a predicted model, not a curated record
CGCUGACGGCAGAUCUCCACAGUCUCUCUGAUUCUUUUGCUCUCCCCGGACCGGACGGGCAGGUGGAGAUGAUGGCGCACCGAGCCGCCGCGCUUGUUUCACGGUUGCUGUGGCCGCUGCUCGUGACCUGCUGCUGGUGCACCACGGCACAGGAGCUUCCGGCCAACGGACUGAACGGGUACAGCCUGCACCCGCCUUACUUCAACCUGGCAGAGGGCACCAAGAUCACCGCCACCGCGACCUGCGGGCUGGACGACGCCGGCAGGAGCAUACAGGACCUCUACUGCAAGCUGGUCGGUGGCCCGAUGUCAGGAGAGCCGAGCCAGACCAUCCAGGGCCAGUACUGUGACAUCUGCAGCCAGGGGUUAAGUGAUCGCGCUCAUCCCAUCACCAACGCCAUCGACGGGACAGAGCGAUGGUGGCAGAGCCCACCCCUGUCUCGCAGCACAGAGUACAACGAGGUCAACGUCACCUUAGAUCUUGGACAGCUCUUCCAUGUGGCCUAUGUGUUGAUCAAAUUCGCCAACUCUCCCCGUCCAGACCUCUGGGUCCUGGAGAGAUCCACUGACUUUGGGCAGACCUACCAGCCCUGGCAGUAUUUUGCCUCCUCUAAGAGAGAUUGUAUCGAGCGAUUCGGGCAGAAGACCAUCGAGAGAAUCAACGGGGAUGAUGAUGUCAUCUGCACCACAGAGUACUCGCGGAUAGUGCCGCUGGAGAACGGGGAGAUCGUAGUGUCCCUGGUGAACGGUCGCCCUGGGGCAAUGAACUUCUCCUACUCCCCGGUGUUGAGGGAUUUUACCAAGGCCACCAACAUCCGGCUGCGCUUCCUGAGGACCAACACGCUGCUGGGACACCUGAUGGGCAAAGCGCUGCGUGACCCCACAGUGACCCGCAGGUAUUACUACAGCAUCAAAGACAUCAGUAUUGGAGGUCGCUGUGUGUGUAACGGACACGCUGACGCCUGCGACGCCAAGGACCCCAAUGACCCUUACAAGCUGCAGUGUGACUGUCAACACCACACCUGUGGAGUGUCAUGUGACCAAUGCUGCCCUGGGUACCAUCAGUUACCAUGGAAACCUGCCACAACUUACAGUGCCAAUGAGUGUGAAGCAUGUAACUGUCAUCAUCAUGCCUUUGAAUGUUACUAUGACCCUGAGAUCGAUCGGAAGAGACUCAGCCUUGACAUCCACGGACACCACAGAGGUGGAGGUGUCUGCCUUAACUGUCAGCAUCACACUACCGGAGUUAACUGUGAGCGCUGCAUCCCCACCUACUACAGGUCACCUGACCACCCCAUCAACUCCCCGCAGGCCUGCUUACCCUGUAACUGUCAGAUGGAGUUUACUGAUGGAACCUGCGAGGAUCUGACCGGUCGCUGCUUCUGCAAGCCAAACUACACCGGGGACGACUGCAACUCCUGUGCCAGCGGCUUCAUUGGUUUUCCUGAGUGUUACCCCAUCCCCACAUACCCCACCAGUGGUGAGGCCAAACCAGCUGGAGAGAUCAUCAACUGCGAGUGCAGUGCAGCAGGCACAGUGGAAAACUCCUGCAGGCCGGACCCUCGAACAGGAACCUGCAUCUGUAAACCAGGAUUCACCGGGGACCACUGCGACACCUGCGCUCCGGGUUUCUAUGGACUCAACUGCCAGGCCUGCCAGUGUUUGGGUCCAGGCUGUUACGACGGGUCAUGUGACUUGGUGUCAGGUGAUGGAGUGUGUCGAAAUGGUUUCCAGGGUUCCCAAUGUGAUCAGUGUGCACCAGGCUACUUCUACUACCCGCUCUGCCAACUGUGCGGCUGCAGCACCAUAGGCUCGCUGCCUGAAGGCUGCGACGCCUCUGGCCGCUGUUUGUGCAGGCCAGAAUUUCAGGGCCCUCGAUGUGAGCAGUGCAGAUCUGGAUUCCACUCCUUCCCCAACUGUCAAGAGUGUGUCUGUGAUCCUCGGACGUCGCUGGACUCCAGCUGCACUGUGUCCGGUAUUUGCCACUGUCGACCCAACUACAGUGGAGCCUCCUGUGACCAGUGUGCCCCUGGUUACUAUGGCUAUCCAAGCUGCACGCCCUGCCACUGCUCCCCCGAGGGCUCCCGCCAUGUGGCCUGUGAGCAGACCACGGGUCAGUGUAUGUGUCUGCCGGGUGUGGUGGGUCUGAAGUGCGAUGCCUGCCCACACGGCUCCUACGGAUUCCCCAACUGCCAAGCUGGAACGUGUCAUCCGGCCGGUUCUGUUCACUUCGCUGCUCUGCCACAUGUGGGUCAGUGUGAGUGUCGCCGCCAUGUGGAGGGCGCGGCCUGCGACCGGUGUAAGCCUCUGUACUGGAACCUCUCCCCGGACUCUCCGAAUGGAUGCUCCAGCUGUGAGUGUAACAUCGCAGGCACUCUGAGUGGUGUUGCAGAGUGUGCACAGGAAACUGGUCAGUGUCACUGUAAGCCCAGUGUCUGCAGUGGGGCUUGCUCUGCUUGCAAAGAUGGCUUCUAUAACCUGCAGCAUCACAACUACUUUGGCUGCCAGAGUUGUCAGUGUGAUAUUGGGGGCUCUUUGGGUCCAUUUUGUGAAGAUCAAAAUGGCCAGUGUCGGUGCAGAUCCAACGUUGAGGGACCCAAGUGUAACGUACCUCGUCCAGAUCAUUACUUUCCUGACCUUCAUCAUCUAAAAUUUGAGAUUGAGGAGGGAACCAUGAUGGAUGGGCGACCAGUGAGAUUUGGUUACAACCUACUGGAAUUCCCAAAUUUCAGCUGGAGAGGUUAUGCUCAGAUGUCAUCCAUUCAGUCCAGGGUUCUGGUGUCGGUAUCGAUCACUUCUCCAGACCUCUAUCAUGUGGUGCUGCGCUUUGCCAACUGGGCCGGGUCUGCUGUUCAGGGUCGGGUGUCAGUCACAGAGGAUGAAUGGAGCUACUACUGUGGUAACUGUUCCGAGCAGUCCAAACCCAUUGUUUUUGCUCCCAGCAUUGAACCCACCUUCGUUAAUGUUCCUCAAAACAAUUUUGUGGAGCCUUUUGUCCUGAAUCCAGGAACUUGGACGGUGGUCAUCGAGGCUCAGGGAGUCCUGCUGGACUACCUGGUCCUGCUGCCCAGUGCAUAUUAUGAAGCUCCACUUCUACAGAUGAGAGUUACUGAACCGUGCACCUACAGCUCCACACCUGAAACCAGCAAGAACUGCCUGCUGUACAAGUAUCUGUCCCUGGACGCAUUUCCAUCCGUGUCCAGCAAGGAUGCCAGCUGCCGAAAUGAUAACCACCUGCCGCGCCCCUGCCCGGUGGAGAGGGUCACCCCACGACAUCCUGAAAUGGCUGUCUGCAGUGGAAAUGAUAUUAGCGUUGGGCUUCGUGUGCGCCUGCUGCCUCCAGGUGACUACAAUCUGCUGAUGGAGUACUCCAGCGAGGAGGAGCUGUCUCAGACUCUGUUCGUGACCGUGAACGCGCCGGGGGCACGGACGCACCAACACCGUGUCACACUUUUGCACUGCAAGUACAGUUUUCUGUGUCGAGUGGUGGCCAGUGAUGAACACAAGCGAGUGUCAGUCUUCUCCCUGCCUGCUGACGCAGAAAUCCAGCUCUCUUCAGAGAGAGCCAGCUUCUUCCUGCACAAAGUGUACCUGGUACCUGCAGACCAGUUCACUAUGGAGUAUGCUGAACCUAAAGUCCACUGCAUUAAUACUCACGGCCAGUUCUCACCUGAUAGUUCCUCCUGCAUCCCCUCACGCUUCCAGAAACCAUCCGACUCUCUGGUUUUAAAGGAAGGUCAGAGCUCCACCUUGCUGCUGGAACCAGCAACCCCUCCUCCGUCCGUCCUGAGCGAAGAGCCUGCCUGGAUGGAAGGGGUCAGACCUCCCUUUGGUGCAGAUGACAACGGCCACAUGCGGCUGGAUUCAGAGCAGAAUAUUGUGGUCUACUCCGCCCGGGUCCCGGCGCUGGGACGCUACGUUUUCAUCCUCCAUUAUCACCAGCCUCUUCACCCCACCUACCAGGUGCAGACCUUUAUUAACGGAGGGCGAAUCUGGCAAGGCCACACCAACGCCUCCUUCUGUCCUCACGCGUACGGCUGCCGUAACGUGCUGGUCUCUGAGAACCAGAUCAUCCUGGAUGUGACAGACCAUGAUGUCUUCAUCACAGUGCAGAUUCCUGCUGACAAGACUCUGUGGCUGGACUAUGUUCUGGUUGUUCCUGAGGCAAGCUAUAGCUCCAGCCACCUGAACGAGCUUCCUUUGGACCAAUCCUACAACUUUAUUAGUAACUGUGGACACAACAGUUUCUACAUCGAUUCGUACACAGCUUCCCCGUUCUGCCUCAGUUCGGCUAUGUCCUUGUCUGCUUUCUUCAACAACGGGGCCAUGCCAUGUGCUUGCCACGAGGUGGGGGCUGAGAGCGACACCUGCGAGCAGUUUGGCGGUCAGUGCAGGUGCAGGCCGAACGUGAUUGGAAGAGACUGUUCCAUGUGUGCGACGGGUUACUGGGGGUUCCCCAACUGUAGGCCGUGUAACUGUGGCUCCAGGCUGUGUGAGCCGGUGAACGGGGAGUGCAUUUGUCCCCCGAGGACCUUGCUGCCCGAGUGCUCCCAGUGCGAGCCGCAGACGUUCGGCUGCCACCCCAUCGUGGGCUGUGAGGUCUGUAACUGCUCCCAUGGAGGCGUCCUCUCCCAUGACGACAGCUGCGACUCCCUCAACGGACAGUGCAGCUGUAAGAACAACAUUAUUGGCCGCCAGUGUGACCGCUGCGCCCUUGGUUACUAUGGUUACCCCAAUUGUCGGCCAUGUGAGUGCAACGAGGCAGGAACUGAGGAGGAAGUGUGUGACUCUGUAACUGGACGAUGUCUCUGCAAGGAGAACGUCCAGGGAGCUCGAUGUGAUCAGUGCAGGAUUGGCACUUUUCACUUGGACCCCACCAACCCCAAAGGCUGCACCAGCUGCUUCUGUUUUGGAGCCACAGACAGAUGUCAGAGCUCAGAUAAAAGACGCACAGAGAUAAUAGACAUGAAAGGCUGGGUUCUGCUCGGAGCAGACAGGCAGGAGGUUGUUGUAAACGAGUAUCCGGAUCAGGACCUCGUGGAAGCUGACCUGAGUGACGUUCCUGAUGUCUACCAGGACCUGUACUGGAAUGCACCCAACACCUAUUUAGGGGACAAGGUCUCAUCUUACGGAGGACUUCUGAGUUAUCGCCUUCACACCCAGACAAUGAGAGGAGACUCUCUGCCUCUGCCUCCAGAAGCAUCCAGGCCUGAUGUCAUUCUGAAGGGGAACCAGAUGACCUUGGUGUUCAUGCACAGGGAGUACUCUGCCCCCGAGGUUCCUCAUGAGGGAAAAGUUCGCAUCAUUGAGGGAAGUUUCCGGCAUUCCAGGACCGGGAACUCUGUUUCUCGGGAGGAGCUGAUGAUGGUGUUGGUACGUCUGGAGUCCCUGCAGAUCCGAGCCCUCCACUCUCAGUCCGCCCACUCCGUGUCACUGCGUGGCGUGGUGCUGGAAGCUGCAGAGAGCGUGCCGAAUGGACUGCAUGCCAAUAAUGUGGAAAUCUGCAUGUGUCCAGCCAACUACCGUGGAGACUCUUGUCAGAAAUGUGCUCCUGGUUACUACAGAGACACCAUCGGCCUGUUUAUGGGGAAAUGUGUUCCCUGUAACUGUAAUGGGCAUUCGGACCAGUGUUUAGACGGGUCAGGGCUCUGCUUGAACUGUCAACACAACACGGCCGGGAACCAGUGCGAGAAAUGCACGGGGGGGUUUCUGGGUAAUAACAGUCUUGAUGGGCAGGCAGUGGCGUGUUCCAGCUGUCCCUGCCCCCUGAGGGCGCCGUCCAACAACUUUGCAGAGCGCUGUGUGCAGGGAGGCGACUCGCUGCAGUGUCUGUGCAUGCCGGGUUACGCUGGACCCAGAUGUGAAAGGUGUGCCCCUGGAUUCUAUGGCAACCCGAUGGUUCUCGGAAGCAGCUGUCAGCCAUGCAACUGUAACGGCAACAGCGACCCCAACAUGCUGUUCAUCGACUGUCACCCGCAGACGGGAAAGUGUCUGAGCUGCAUGCACAACACUGCAGGAGACCACUGCCACCUCUGUGCUCCAGGGUUUUAUGGAGACGCCAUCAGUGCCAAGAACUGCACCAAAUGUGACUGUUCUCCCUGUGGGACUAAGUCGUGCGACCCCCACACCGGGCAGUGCCACUGCAAGGCUGGAGUGACCGGACCUCGCUGUGAGCGUUGUGAGGACGGGACGUUUGGCUUUGACUCCUGCUCGGGCUGCAGUCAGUGCGACUGCGACGCCUCGGCUGCUCUUGUCCAGCCCUGCCAUCCUCAGAGCGGCCAGUGCGCCUGUCAGCCGGGAGUCAAUGGACCGAACUGCAGACAGUGCGCUCCGGGGUUCUGGGACUAUGGAACCAACGGAUGCAAGAAGUGUGACUGCAGGGGGCACUGUGACCCCCGCACAGGGGAGUGCCACUGUCCUGAUGGGACGACAGGAAAACAAUGUGACAAAUGCAUUCAUGAGUACAGCGUACCUGUAGAGGACCAGCAUGGUAUCCAUUGUGAAAAGUGUGACAGCUGUGUCCUGGUCCUGCUGGACGAUCUGGACAAUCUGCAAAAGAACUUAACCUCCGCUGAAAACCAGCUGCAGAGUCUGAAUGCCAGCUCCAUGGCCUGGGCUCAGCUGGACAGCCUCAACAGAACCAUAGACGACGUCACUCGCUCAGUGGAGAGUUUCAACCGCUCACUGGAAGACGGUGGGAACCGGGCGGAUGUUCUCCAUGCCGACAUCACCGGCAUUCAAGGUGAUAUCGAUGAACUUCAACAGAAGGUGGGGGCGAUGACAGACCGGGUCGAGGGGCUGCACAUCAGCACCAAUAACACCCACCAGCAGGCAGAAGAUCUGCUUUCAUUUGUCAACAACAUCAGCAUGGACAUAAAUGAAAUCCUGCUCAUGACAAACCGCUCUCUAAAUGAAACGGAUCCAGAUCAGGACAGUGAGGACCAGGAGAGGAAGAUGAAGGAGGUGCAGGCCAUGCUGCGGGACAUGAGGGACAGAUCCUGUGUGGGUCAGAAGAAACUGGCUGACAGAGAGAAGGCUCAGGCAGAGAAAUUGCUGGAACGUGUUAUUCAAGAGUUGGCGAAUCGUCAAGACGAGAACAAGAAUUUGUCCCAGUCGAUCCGAGACCACCUCAGCCGUUUCCACAAUGAGAUGAUGGAGCUCAGAGACUUGCUGAACAAGGCCGUCAACGACACCGCCAGAGCUGCAGAGCUCAACAACAUCAACGAGAAGACACUGGAAGACCUCCAUAGGAACGCUGAAGACCUGCUGGGGAAGCAGAACCAGCUGAAGGAUCAGCUGAGCAUGGCUGUAGAUGAUGUGGCUCAGGUCAACAAUAUACCACCCAUGCUGGAGGAGCUCAAAGAGGAGUACGAACGUUUGGCAGCCCAGCUGGAUGGCGCUCAAUCACCUCUGGCAGAGAAGGUGCAAAAUAUUUCUUCAUGUAAUUCCAAAAUCCCCCUGGUGGAGGCGGCGGAGAGACAUGCUGAGCUGCUGAAUGCCUUGGCCAUGAACCUGUCCAGUUUGGUCACAAAAACCAAGGAGGAUGGAAUCACGGAUGUGACUAAAAUCUACAACAACGUUGUCAACCGUGUGAAGGAGGCAGAGGAGGCUGCUAAGGCGGCGCUGAAGGACGCCAACAUCACUUUGGAGAACAUAAAAAACCUGGACCUCAGUGUGGUGGCUAAAUCUCUAGCCAACAAAAGUACAGAGCUGAAUGAUGAGGCGCAGAAGCUGGAGGACAACCUGAACAACACCCUGAACCCACAGCUGGAAGAGGCUCGAAAGAGCCUGGAGAUGUUCAAAGCCAAACAAGCUGAGAUGAUGAAGGAUUUGGAAGCGGUGCAGAAGAACCUAAGCAUGAGCUCAAAUUUGACUGAGGAGAUAGAUGAAGUGAAGCGGGUGGCAGGUUUGGCAAACAGCUCUGCAACCCAGGUCAACUUGGCUCUGCAACCCAUUAAAAAGCAGCUGGAUGAGUGGCAGCAAACAUACGGAGACACCAACGUCACCAAUGAGGAAAUCAAAAACGCCCUGAUAGACGCCAACAACACGGUGCAAAAGCUGGAUGAAGCCAUCCCCACCCUCCUGAGAAAGCUGGAUGAGCUGCAGAAUCACUCGGCCCAAAUGCCCAACAUCUCUGAGAGCAUCAGCCGCAUCCGGCAGCUCAUCCAAGAGGCACGCAACGCUGCCAGCAAGAUAACAGUGCCCAUGAAAUUUAAUGGUUCCUCUGCCGUUCUGGUUCGAAACCCCUCCAACCUGGCGGACCUGGCUGCUUACACCUCCUUGAAGUUAUACAUCACCCUGCCAGAUGCAGCUCGGGCCAGGCGGGCCGAAGACGCCACCAGUCAGUUUGUCUUUUACCUCGGGAACAAAGAUUCCAGUAAGGAGUUUCUUGGGAUGACUUUGGAGGGUAAACGACUGCGCUGGCACUUCAACGUUGGAGGGGAAACUGCUGACGUGCUGAUGACUGAAGAUGUCAGUGCUGAUGGACAGUUCAAAGCUGUUGUCAUGGAAAGGAUCCUCCAGUACGGUCAAAUGUCCAUGUCUUCAAAAUCAGAGUUGGGGGUCCAGCAAACCAUCAGAGUCAAGGCGGAGGCCAAAGGUGAUGAGGGUCUGCUAAACCUGCUUACCAACGGCACUGUCUUCUAUGUAGGAGGAUACCCAGACACGUUCAAGCCUCCACCACCGCUGAAUGUCUCCUCCAACUUUAAGGGCUGCAUUGAGCUGGACACUCUUAAUGAGGAGGUUCUCAGUCUGUAUAACUUCGAAAAGACUUUUUCACUCAACACCACAGCAGAUAAACCGUGUGGAAGGUCUAAAGCAGUGCAGACGGAUCCCUGGGAGAAUGACGGCACGUAUUUUGACGGGGCGGGCUGGGCAGAAGUCACGCUUCAAAAUGAGCUGCAGCCAAGAGGAGACAGGUUGGAGCAGGAAGUCAAAGUGGUCUCUCGUAACGGGAUCCUGAUCAUGCUGCAAAACGGGACUCGGUUCCUUUGUUUGGCCGUGAUUCAAGGAAAGCUCAAAGUGUUCUACGAUUUUAACGGUGGAAUGAAGGAGUCCGUGUCCGACAAGCCGGAAUAUCUGCUCAUUAGUGAUGCUAACAACAGAUAUAUUGACUUGAUCCUCCUGUCUGAUGGGUUCGUGGUGAGGAGCAGUUACCAGAUUAUCUACAGGGAAAAGGGCAACUUUUUGACACCUGUGUUUGGAACCAGAUAUUAUCUGGGCGGAGUCCCGGAGAACACGAUGCCUGAGAGCUUGAGGGAGAAAUUCCCACAGCAGGGCUCUGUGAAGGCCUGUUUCCGGAACGUGAAAGCCAAAAAUGUUCACAUUGACCUGAAGAGGAUGAAGACCACUGGAGUGAGCUUUGGCUGUGACAAAGACCUGCUGGUGGCUCGUGAGGCGUAUUUUGGCGGUCAGAGCUACCUGGAAGAGGCUUCAACAAGCACCCCCUGCCUUAGAAACGACUUCUACGCCAGCUUUGGCUUCAGAACUAUCCAGGCAGAUGGGCUCAUGUUCUUCCACAAGGAUCAGGUCGGCACCCUCAAGGCCUUUUUGAAGGGCGGCCAUGUUGUGGUGAAUGACACCAUAAACUACAUCCGGACUCAGAAGACGUACAACGAUGACAACAGCCACUACAUUGCCAUCUACAACAACGCCAAGGGGAUGCGCAUCUUAAUGGACGAUGUGCUGGAGCCAGGAAGCAAAGGAGACGCCACAGAGAAAGGAACGGCAGUCUCAGGAUCAUCUACCUUCUUAGGAGGAAAGCCUGACGCAGGCCUCAGCAACCUCACCGGAUGCCUCAGCAAUGUUUUUAUCAAGAGGGAGAACGUUGAAGAGAAGGUUCUGGACCUGCUGAAGGUCAAAGAAAAUGUAAAUGUUCCUUUUGAAUGUCCUGCAUCCAAGACGCCUCAGCAGAUCGUCGCUGCGCAGCCAAAACAAAGCAGAAAAAUGAAGGGCAGGCAAAGGAAGCUAUCAGGAUCUCUCCAUCAAGGCACCAGUGAGUCCUGCCAGCAGGUCCAGCCUGUCUCUGAAAGUGGAGCAACACACUUCAGUGGCUCAGCUCACAGUUACCAGAGAUAUGACUCCAUCUCCAGCUUAAACCAUUUCUCCAUGGAGCUGAAAAUCAACUCUUCUGAUGGCCUCGUCCUCCUGGCUGAUGGCAGGCGACACAGCGGGGCAGUGAUGUCCCUCAGCGUCCUUAAAGGUCACCUGCUUCUUUUAGUAGACGGGCCAAAGGGGAGGGACAGCCUUCGACCCAAAAAGAAGUACAAUGACAACCAGUGGCACACGGUCUUCGUAAAGCAUGAAGGGCAGAAGGUCAGCCUGAUUGUGGAUGGCAUCAAUGCUCGAUCUAUGAGGCAGCCUGGGACUCGCAUUACCGGACCUCUCUAUAUCGGUGGGGCGCCACAUUCAGUGAAGGGCCUGGACUCUGCUGGCUUCGUUGGCUGUGUCCGGGAUCUGAGACUGAACAACGCCCACGUUGGAAACCCGGCAUACAGCCAGGGGACCAUUCCCUGCUUCCAGAACCUUCUCCAACCAGGAGUCUACUUUUCUGGAGAGGGCGGUCAUGUCAAGAUAGACGAAUCUUUGGUUUUGGAUCGGGAUGUCGAGAUCCAGCUUGAGGUUCGGCCCGUUUUUGACUCGGGACUGCUGAUGCACGCUGAAACGUCAGCUGACCUACAACUAAGCGUGAUCCUUGUUGAAGGAAAGGUGACGGCUUCUGUAACCAGCGGCGAACGUAAAUUCUCCACGUCUGUCACUCCCGUGGACCCUCUGUGUGACGGACAAUGGCACACUGUCAGCGUGGUCAAAAAGAAUAAGAGUUUGAAGCUGCUGGUGGAUGGAGUCGGCACGCACAGGGUGGGCCCCAAACAGAGCCGCUCUGCAGGGGCCAACGCAGCGUUUUACCUGGGAGGUGUGCAGGGUGGCGCUAAAGGGCCUAGGCUGCCUGACGGGCUGCCAGCCUUCAGAGGCUGUGUCCGCAGGGUGACAGUCAACCACAGAGCCGUCACGCUGUCCAGGCCGCUGUCUGUGCACGGACCUGUGGGAACACGAGGCUGUCCCCACAUGUAGAUCCAGGCUGAGCCUCCUCCACAAACACAUCCACUAGAGAUGCAGUUUGGAGAGUUUCCAGGGAGGCCGAUCCUCCAUGGUGGAGAUGUGUCAGGCAUGUUCGGGAUUAAAGAUCCUCCUAGAAACAAGAACACGACCUUUGACAUGAGCAGCUCCACACACAGAAGCCUUCUUCUUCUUACAUUCCUUAACUACAGAAUGCUGGUGGUGGGUAUCAUGCUACUGUAGCUAAUUUAAGUUAGGACGUCAUAUUUAUUAUAUACAGUAUGUAUUUCUUUUAGAAAAGGUGUUUUCACAUUUGUCAUUACUGUGUGCUCCAUGGCUGACAGACAUCUGUACACUGACACUAGAGCUUUUUCUUCUGGACAAUAAAGACAUUCUCUAAAACGG